UUAAACUACUAGUAUUAUGCAGCGAUGACAAAAAAUCAGUCCUUGACAGACAAAAUCAGGAACAAGUCAAUCACUGUCGAAAGAAAAGAGUAAUUACGGAGAUAAUUAUUAGUUAAUGUUUCCAUCAUGACAAGUUUUGUGGCACUAAUUAUUGUAUCAAUUUAUGCUGUGGAUUUUACAAGCGGUUGUUGGACCCGACCAACUGCUCCUUUACCUCCAGAAUUUUUUCUUAUUGACUCUCAGACUCCAGUUUAUUUAUAUGGAAGAGAUAGUAAUGAUAAAAGAACCUUGGAAUCGAUACAAGGAGAGACACAUAUUAAACACAUGAAAUUCCAUAAGAAUAACAGAGACAUCAAACCAUAUAUGAUAUUCUUGAGAACAAUAGUUGUUGUUGAUUAUUCCAUGUAUCAAAAACUAAACCUUCAAGUUCUUGAUCAUGUCAUGGCAUGUAUGUAUUACACAGAAAAUCAGGUUAAUAAGGUAUAUGAAUAUCCACAGUUAAAAUUUGUUGUCACUGCUAUAGUCAUUCCAACGGACAGCGUGGUGCUAUCAUCUUUCAAACCCGAUUCUCACAAGUAUUUAAAUAUGUCACCGAGAUUAUUUAAAGAAAUGAAACAUUUCUUAUUAAACUUGAAGAAACAUAUAACUGCCAUGGAGUACGAAUUCGCUAUCUUUAUUUCGUCCGCGAAAUCUGUUUAUAAUGAAGAUAUUAAUCAACUUGGAUACGUUAUUUCAAAUGGAUACCCCAAUUGUUUUGAUGAUUCAUCACCACCAGAAAUUCAGUCAGUUAUUACUGUCGUUGAUGAAGUCCCUGGCAGUGAUUAUUCUACAGUUUACGGAGAACUUGUACGGUUAAUCGAAUAUUUAUCAAACCAUUUUAUGUGUGAUAAAAAUUUUAUUAAAUACAAUGAAGAAUUGGUUCCUGACAAAGUAUUCGAAGCUUGUACUAAUACGAAUUUAAAAAACGGAUUCAAAGCGGGUUUCCCUGAAUGUUACUACGAAAUGCCCGAAUUUCUCAAAAAUUAAUUUGGAAUUCAUUUAUAUCAAUUAUGAUUUCAA
Cotesia glomerata is the source of this 1059-nucleotide messenger RNA. RefSeq lists its product as uncharacterized. The transcript is spliced from 9 exons. The record is from RefSeq and is a predicted model, not a curated record. NCBI's taxonomy places the organism in Eukaryota, Metazoa, Arthropoda, Insecta, Hymenoptera, Braconidae. The coding region runs from base 127 to 1026 and encodes 299 amino acids. Gene Ontology annotation, molecular function: metallopeptidase activity.